Messenger RNA from Hirsutella rhossiliensis, 654 nucleotides. RefSeq lists its product as uncharacterized. The record is from RefSeq and is a predicted model, not a curated record. NCBI's taxonomy places the organism in Eukaryota, Fungi, Ascomycota, Sordariomycetes, Hypocreales, Ophiocordycipitaceae. Bases 1 to 654 code for a protein of 217 amino acids. The transcript has a single exon.
AUGGUGAGGCGAAACAUCUGUGAACGGGAGAUGACGGGCCACUUUGCCGAAAUAGCGGAGGAACUCAUCGAAGUUACGAUAACGGGCAAAUCAGACGGGCUGGCAGCCUCUGGUCAAGAACAACGCAACGCCCGGAACGAGGAAGCCAGUCCUCAAUGGAAGUCUGUCAAGAUUUUGCUGGAGGCGACAGAAAAGGUAGCCUUCCUUACGGCGAGCAACAAGUCAGGCAAACUGCCCUACAGCAUCAUACAGCACGCCGACGAACUCCGUGUAAUGGGGACCGAGUAUCUGGAUAUGCUUCACGAGGAGACUAAUCUCAGCGUCAGCAAGGCAGCCGUGGAUGCAGGCCUGCGCGGCGGUUUCCCGAAAAAAUUGGCUUCCGAAGUUUCUAGCGCACUCGAUUACCUCGUCUUCAAUCUCGGGACGCCAAGGCAACUAAUCGAGGCCCUGGCCCAUGUUGACUACGGUCUCGAAGCAAUCGGCGGGGGCAACUCCCCGCAGGUCAAGGUCGGGCGGGAGGCUCUGGAGCGGGUCAUGGUGGCGCUGGGGGAUCAAGAGCUCAAGGUUCUCGUUCACGACUGGAAGACGAGCCAUACCUCGGAUUGCCAGCAAUGGGUUGAUACUGUGGUGAGAGCGGAGAAAAAAAGAGGCUGA